This is a messenger RNA of Saprolegnia diclina VS20, 2713 nucleotides long. RefSeq lists its product as hypothetical. Bases 64 to 2673 code for a protein of 869 amino acids. The transcript is spliced from 2 exons. The record is from RefSeq and is a predicted model, not a curated record. NCBI's taxonomy places the organism in Eukaryota, Oomycota, Saprolegniomycetes, Saprolegniales, Saprolegniaceae. Gene Ontology annotation, biological process: lipid metabolic process.
AGCUCGUCGAAGAAACGCACGUUAUCUUUAGCCACGGGUGUGCACUUUCUUACACGGUUGGCCAUGCGCAUCGCGGCGAUUCGCCCACAGCGCCCGUCGCUCGCGACGGCCCUCCACGCGCCUCUCAAGGCGGUCGGCAAGUUCAAGGCCAUCAUUGCCACCGAGCUAUUGCACCUCGCCAAGCUCGAGAAGCUCCUGAAUGCAACGUGCGCGUGGAAAGCCGAGCUGCUGCGGCCGCCCACCGCGCCGCGCAUCCGGAUUCAAGUCAUGCCGAAAGGGCGCCUCUUUGGUGUCCUCGCGGUCUACUACGUCGUCACGGUUGCGCUCGUUUUUACGAUCGUCCUUGACCGCACGGCCAGUACGUUUGCGACGCCGCCAUUGACGGGCGUCUCGACCGCGCUCCUCGAAGUGUCGCCGACGACGGAGACGAUUCGUCUCGACAUCAGGUCGAGCUCGUUGGCUUACCUCGAUAUGAUUCUCCUCAACGCAACGGGCCUUGGCACCAUCUCCAUCUAUGCGUUCCCCGACACACCGUCGCAGACCCAAGUGGUUCCGUUCGAGAGUCUUUCGUGGUCGCCCAGCAGCAACCAGUCGAUUGUGUCGGCGCCCUUCCCAAUCGCGUACCGCGUUUUGUACAAGCUCAAGGUGGACCUCUACAGCAGCGUGUUGCUCAACGUCUCGCUCACCGACGGAGCUCCUUUCACCAUAUUUGCCUCGACGGGGUACACGACGCCGUACAUGAUGACGCUCGUCGGCUCGCUCUUGACAGUCAUCAACAUUUCGUGCGGCAUCUACUUUCACAUGCGCAUUCGAACGUUUGCGAUCCCGGGGCAGACGCUACCGCAAUGGGACUGGGUCCAGCUCCAUCUUUUGGCGCUUCUGCUGUGGAUCUGUGUCCCGUACGAGAUUGCCGUCUUCAAGGCCGUCACACAAGGCGUCACGGUCGCUUAUGUGUUUCGUCAAAUGGUGUUUUGGCUGCGGCUUUUCGGCAAGAACGGGUGUCGGCUCGCGGUGCUGCUCUUCUGCGACGGCAUGGCAACGACAAAGCCGCGUCGCGCGCCGAGCUUCUACACCAAGAAGGUAAUCGCCGUCGUGGCCCUCACCGCUGUCCAAGGUGCGAGCCAAAGCGUGUCGUCGCCGUCGCUUGUCUACCCGCUCUUGUAUGUCUAUACGUGGCUUGAGUUCGUGGUCCAAUGCGUCAUGGUGCUUUGGCUCGCGUACCGCCGAGGCCAGCGCGUGCGUCGCCAGCCGUACCGCAGCGCGACGUUCGAGUACACGACGUACGGCGUCAUGUUCUUCUUGGUGUUUCAGUUUGCGAUUGCAUCGGCGUAUAGUCUCAUUCGCCUCUUGGUCGUCGCAGGCAUGAGAAGUGCGACCGAUACUAGCGACAUUGUGCCGGAUGCGCAGCAACAGAUUCUGCUCGCCGGUCUGAUUCGCGACCAAAUGUUCGCAUGGAUCGUCCUCAAAUGCUACAUCCCACUGCCGCCUUCGUCCAGCGUCGUCGAUGAAACCUCGACGGCGUUCUCGCUCACGGAAGCGUCGUCGCCGUCGCCAUCGGUCUUUUGCCUCGAGACGGCGGUGACGAUGCUCAACCUCUCCGUAGCGAGUUACUACACCUCCCACUUGCACCGCCACCACUCCCCCUCGUCGUGCGGGCACCUCGGCAAGGACAUUCCGGACCUCGACGUCUUGGACUGUACGCUCCUCGCUGCCUUUCACGACCCCGCGACCGACACGAAUGGCAUGCUAGUCUACGAGGAGCGCAAGCAACGCUACGUGCUCGCGUUCCGGGGCACCGGUAGCAUCAAGAACGCAGCGACGGACCUCAGAUCGCGCCAGAUGCGGCUUCCCGGUACGCUCUACACGUCCGAGCGGAUCCGGAAGCACAACAAGGGCAAAGGCGUCCGGCACUUUGUGCACGUGCACUCGGGCUUUUACCACGCGUACGCAACGCUGGAGCGGCAUCUGCAUGCGGCGAUCGGCAAGAUUCCGGACGACAGCGUCGUCAUCUGCACGGGCCACAGCCUCGGCGGCGCCCUCGCGACGAUCGCCGCCAUGGAGUUGGCGCUCAAGCGGCCGUCGCUGCGCGUCGCCAUGUACAACUACGGCAGCCCCCGCGUCGGCAACCAUGCGUUCCAGGAGCUCUUCAACGCGACGAUGCCGGCCUUCCGCGUCAUCAACGACGGCGACAUUGUCACGCAGUAUCCCAAGCGAGAUUACACCAACGUCGACCUCGACGGCGUUUGCGUCUACAAGCACGUCGGUGUUGAAAUCACGCUGCUCUGCGGCGGCAACGCCAUUCGAGGGAUUAUCGUCCGACCUACGAUCGUCGACCGGUUUGUCGUCUUGGCGCACCGCAACAGCCUCGCGAGCCACAGCCUCGAAAACUAUCGCAAUAGCUUCCGAUCGCUCAUGGUCGCCGGCACCGAUCGCCUCGGCGCCUCGCUUGGCAGCUGCGACGCAUCGCGCGAAGCAAGCUUUGAGACCGAAGACAAGAUCAAGGACAAGGAGGACGAGGAGCAACAGCGCAAGGCGACGACGAUGCACGACAUCCACCUCGAGCUCUCGACAAAUGCCACGGCAGAAUCGACCGCUGCAGACGCAAUUACCGCAGACACGACCGCCGCACACACGACCACUGCAGACACGACCACUACCCUUUGGACUAUGUAGCUAGCAUGUAGCGAAUGGCCUUGGACUAUCAUUUCUUUGC